Strongyloides ratti is the source of this 2145-nucleotide messenger RNA. Its product is annotated as BcDNA.GH07066. The transcript has 2 exons. NCBI's taxonomy places the organism in Eukaryota, Metazoa, Nematoda, Chromadorea, Rhabditida, Strongyloididae. The record is from RefSeq and is a predicted model, not a curated record. Gene Ontology annotation, cellular component: mitochondrial membrane. The coding region runs from base 1 to 2145 and encodes 714 amino acids.
AUGAUGAAGAAUCCCUUAAAUGAACAUUUAAUGAAUCAAACAUUAAACAUUAACUUAUCUAAUUUAAAACAACCUUUGGGAGGAUGUGCUUCAUGUCAACUAUGUGAAACAACUCAAAGGAGAAGAAUAAAAUCUGAAAAUAAUGUAUCUAUAGUUGAAGAUAACUUUAUUGAUGUUCUUGAUUUUUCAAAAUUUGAUGGUAUUAAUAAUAUAAAUAAAUUAACAUCAAUAAAUACUAAGUUAUUACCUUCAUUAUGGUUUGGAGACUUUAGAUAUGUCUUUAGACAUGCAUUAAAUCACAAUUAUCCUUCUGUCAUGGAAAAGGUAAUAAUGUCAAAAAGAGUUUGUACGAUGAUGGAAAAAGAAGUCUUUCGAACUAAUUCAACUUUAGCAAUUAUGAAAAAUAAAGCUUUAAAUUAUUUUUAUGAAAUGAAAGCAUCUCUUUCUAAAUUUAUUUGCCGUUGUUGUGCUUAUGGUUUGUAUAAAGUUUUUAGAAAAUUAAUGAAAAGUUUACUUGUUUGUCCCCGACAAAUGCAAAAAAUAAAAGAGGCAGAAAAAACGGGAAUACCAAUUAUAUAUUUACCCUUACAUAGAAGUCAUUUAGAUUAUCUUCUUAUUACUUGGAUUGUUUGGCAUUGGGAUAUUAGACUUCCUCAUAUAGCCUCUGGAGAUAAUUUAAAUUUAACAGGAUUUGGAUGGUUAUUAAGAGCUACAGGGGCAUUUUUUAUUAGAAGAAAAAUUAAUCCUGAAGAUUGUGGAGGAAAUGAUGCUUUAUAUAGAGCUGUAUUACAUAGUUAUAUGACAGAAAUUUUAAAAUCAGGUAUGUCAUUAGAAUUUUUUUUGGAAGGAACUCGAAGUAGAUUUGGAAAAUCACUAUUACCUAAAAAUGGAUUAAUUUCAAAUAUUUAUGAAUCAGUUACAGAAGGAUGUGUAAAAGAUGUUUAUUUAGUUCCUGUUAGUUAUUCAUAUGAUCAAACAGUUGAAGGUAUUUUUAUGGAUGAAUUAAUGGGUCAUAAGAAAAAAAAGGAAAGCAUUAUUGGUGUAUUUAUUGGUCUUUGGAACGCAUUAAAAUUAAGACAACAAUGUGGAAAUGUUAGAGUUACAUUUGGUACACCAACAUUAUUAUCUGACUACCUAAGUGCCAUGAAAAAUAGUAUAGAAGAAAGUAUUGAAUUAAAUUAUCCUGCAACACCUAAUUCUUAUCGUGAAUUACUUCCAUGGCAUGAUGUUAAUACACCUCAUAGAUCUAUUAUUCGAGCAAUUGGAUAUCAUGUUUUGUAUGAUGCUACUUUUCAAUCAUCAAUUUCUAUUACAUCAUUAAUAUCUUCCAUUAUUUUAUGUCAAUAUAGAAAUGGUACUAAAAUGUCUAGUCUUAAAAAAACAUUAUUAGAAUUAGCUGAUGAUAUAACAAAUAAAGGAUUUGAUAUUGUUGGUUAUGAACCUAAUAAUCAGUUUUCUUAUAAACUUAUAAAAGAAGCUUUCAAUCCUUUUGAAAAAUAUGUAAAUUUUACAGGAGAUUGUGAUACAGAUAUAGAAAAUUGUGAUAUUAAUAUAAAACAACUAAAACCAGCUUAUAUAGAAUUAGCAUAUCAUAAAAAUGGAAUUGUUCAUAUUUUUAUGAUAGAAUCAGCUUUAGCUUUAGCCUACGUUUCAUCACCUUUAGGUACUUCAAAAAAUGAUAUUAUUAAUGUUGCUUUAAUUAUUUGUUCAACAUUACGAUUUGAAGCAAUCUUUUGCAAACCAUGCGAAAAUUUACGCAAAAAAGUUGAGAAGAUAUAUGAAGAAUUUAUUUCAAUGGAAGCUGAUGAUUCUUUUGUUACACAAAAAAUAAUUUACUGUUCCAAUAUAUUAAGACCAUUCUUACAAACAUUAUAUAUUGUUUUGAAUAACUUGUUUACUGAAAACCACACUGAUAAUCAAACAGAUUCUUCAUUUAUAAGAAUGUUCCUGAGUAAAACAGAUAUAACUUGCCCAUUUGAUAUUUUCCAAGAGUCGUUAAAUUCUGAUUCAAUUCACAACUCUCUUAAACUUUUAAGAUCUAAAGAAAUCAUUUUACCAUCUCAAUUUGUAAUUAAUAAAAAAGAAGAUGGAUUGAAUUUACUACGUUUUCUUGAAUUUAUUUUAAAUAGUAGAGAUCAUGUAUAA